AUGGAAGAAGAUAAAGGCCAGGACCAUGAUCUACUAUCUACAACAUGGGUUCCCCCUCAGGCAUCCGAGCAUGAGGAGAAUGGUGAUGAGCUUAUGGGCGUUGAAAAUGGUGAAGAUAAUUUAAACAGCGUUGAUCCAUAUAUCGGAAUGGAGUUCUCUACUCAUGAGGAAGCUUAUAAUUUCUACAAUGCAUACGCCAGACUUAAGGGAUUUGGUGUUCGCAAGGGUCACACAGCUUGGUCGAGAAAGAAAGAUGCAAUCCUAUCUAGAAUAUUUGUAUGUGACAAAGAAGGCUUUAAAUCUUUAAAAGAUAAAAGAGAAGAUGGUCGGAAUGUAAUUCGAAAGUUCGAUACAAGAUGUGGAUGCAACGCAAGGAUGGUUAUUGGACUUGAUAGAAGCACUGAAAAAUGGGUGGUCCGAAAGUUAAACAGUAAGCAUAAUGGUCAUCCAUUAACCACCCCAACUCGGGUAAAGAAGCACUACUCACAUCGGACACUUCAUCGAGCUCAAUCGACAAAAAGGUUGAUAGAUACUCUUGACAAUCAAGGUUUACGGCCUUCUGCCAUUUGUAAGGUUGUAGACGUUGCUCAUGGCAAUGAACAAGGCUCUCUCACUCAACAAGAAUGCCAAGCACAACUUAGACUUAAACGAAGAAACAACGUCGGCCAUGAGUGCGUGAACAUAGUUCGUCAAUUUCAAGAGAAAAAGGUAUCUGAUCCUCAAUUUUACUUCGCACUUGAUUUAGAAAAUUAUGGGACGAUGAGAAGUGUUUUUUGGAUGGAUGGUAGGUCGAGGACUUCUUACUUGCAAUUUGGAGAUGUUGUUUGCUUUGAUGUUACAUAUAGAACGAACAAUUUAAAAUUGCCGUUUGCACCAUUUACGGGCGUUAACCGUCAUCGACAGACUACUCUAUUUGGGUGUGCGUUACUGGCCAAUGAAACGGAGGAGAUGUUUAUAUGGUUAUUUAGCCAAUAG
Messenger RNA from Asparagus officinalis (garden asparagus), 975 nucleotides. RefSeq names its product protein FAR1-RELATED SEQUENCE 5-like. Lineage: Eukaryota; Viridiplantae; Streptophyta; Magnoliopsida; Asparagales; Asparagaceae. Gene Ontology annotation, biological process: regulation of DNA-templated transcription. The record is from RefSeq and is a predicted model, not a curated record. Bases 1 to 975 code for a protein of 324 amino acids. The transcript has 2 exons.